Urocitellus parryii (Arctic ground squirrel) is the source of this 913-nucleotide messenger RNA. It is a transcript of the gene Mrps18a, whose product is annotated as mitochondrial ribosomal protein S18A. Gene Ontology annotation, molecular function: small ribosomal subunit rRNA binding; structural constituent of ribosome. Lineage: Eukaryota; Metazoa; Chordata; Mammalia; Rodentia; Sciuridae. Gene Ontology annotation, cellular component: ribosome; mitochondrial small ribosomal subunit. Gene Ontology annotation, biological process: mitochondrial translation. The record is from RefSeq and is a predicted model, not a curated record.
ACAGAGGUCAGGCUUAGCUUUCAAGAUGGCGUCCUUCAUGGCGCUGGUAUCCGGCUGUGGGCGGCUGCUCCGAGGGCUCCUGGCGGUCCCAGUCACGACCAGCUGCCCUCGGGUCCCAGCUCGGGGAUUCAGGGAAGUGGUGGAGAUCCAAGAAGGGAAGACAACUAUAAUUGAAGGCCGUAUCAUAGAGACUCCAAAGGAGAGUCCGCAUCCCCCCAACCCCUCAGGCCAGUGUCCCAUCUGCCGUUGGAACCUGAAGCACAAGUAUACCUAUGAGGAUGUUCUGCUACUAAGCCAGUUCAUCCGGCCUCAUGGAGGCAUGCUGCCCCGAAAAAUCACAGGCUUAUGCCAGGAAGAACACCGCAAGAUUGAGGAGUGUGUGAAGAUGGCCCACCGAGCAGGUCUACUCCCAAAUCACAGGCCUCGGCUUCCUGAAGGAUUUGUUCCAAAGAGCAAACCCCAACUCAACCGUUACCUGACCCGCUGGUCUCCCCACUCCGUCAAGCCCAUCUACAAAAAAGGUGCCCGCUGGAACAAGGUGGGCAUGGCUGUGGGGUCACCACUCCUAAAGGACAACAUCUGCUACUCAAGAACGCCUUUGAAAUUCUAUCAUUGACUGAGACCUGGGCAGAGCACCUCCUGCACAUCUGCUGGGGAGCAGCAGCAGGCCAGCUUGGGAGCCCCUCAGCUGUCCUUCUGCCCUCCACCAUAGGAUGGCCUGGCCAGCCAGCACAAAUGCACAAGGGAUAGUACUUUAGUGCUCUUGCUGCCAGCAACAGUGCUGGGAGCUAGGGGCAGGCAAGCUGGGUCCUUUGGCAGUUGCUGUGAUUUUAUGACUGGCUUGGGUGAUGGUCAGUGCUGGGGCACAGGAGUUUUGCCAGAAGGAAUGUCAUAAACCCGACCACGGACUUAC